AUCGGAAAAGUCCCCAGUCCACAGCACACUUCAAUUCUAACUGGCCACUCAUCAGAAACCCGCAAAUCCCCAAACCCUCGCCGCCUCGGGCUCAGUCGCCGGCGCCGCCGUCGACCAUGGCCGGGAAAACACCGUUCACCAACCUCGACCCAGCGACGGCGGCCGAUGCAAUUCGUCAGGGCUCUGACCCUCACGAGCUGGACCAAGCCACGGAGCGCGUGCUGCUGUACACCUACGCCAACCUCCCCGACUUCCCCUGCUACGGCUGCCAUCUCCGCCCUUCCCUCGCCGUCGCCGACCCCGGCGGUGUCGACCGCAUCAGCCACCUCCCCCGCGGUCUCCUGCACGACAUCGUCUCCCGCCUCCCCCUCAAGGACGCCGCCCGCACCGCCGUCCUCUCCUCCCGCUGGCGCAGGAUCUGGCUCGCCACGCCCCUCGUCCUCAAGGACGCCCACUUCCUCCCCAAAGGCCACUGCUGGCCCGUGACGCCGGCCAACUCUCCUGCCAUCACCGCCGCCGUCUCCCGCAUCCUGGAGGCGCACCUGGGGCCCAUCCACCGCGUCCGCCUCGUCUGCACCAACAUGAACUCGUACCGUCCCCAGCUCGCGCGCUGGCUGCAGCUCCUCGCCGCCAAGGGCGUCCAGGACCUCGCCCUCGUCAACCGCCCGUGGCCGCGCAACCUGCCCCUCCCCGCCACCGUCUUCGCCAUCACCACGCUCACCCGCCUCUACCUCGGUGUCUGGAAGCUGCCCGACACGACCGUCCUCCGUGGCGCCUCCUUCCCCCGCCUACGCGAGCUCGGCCUCUGCUGCGUCCAAAUGGAGCAUGGCGACGUUGACUCCCUCGUCGCCAGGAGCCCCGUCCUGGAGAUCCUCAACAUCCUGGGAUGCCUCAAGGGGUUGCGCCUCCGCCUCGUCAGCCAGAGCCUACGGUGCCUGCAAAUCUCCGCAUCAAUUCUGGAGAACGUCGCCGUUGUAAAGGCCCCAUGCCUCGAGCGGUUCAUCCUGUAUGCAUCCUGCACCCCUCGUGGCUUGUGCACCAGAGUUAAGAUUGGCGAUGCACCCAAGCUGCACGCGUUUGGAUACUUGCAGCCAGGCCAGGUCCUAGAGAUCCGAGACACGGUCAUCAUGCCAGGGAUAAAGAUGAGGACAAGUGCCAUGCUCACCAGCGUCAAGGUUCUGAGUUUGAACGUGUGUUUCGGAGUUCCCAAUGACGUCAAGAUGAUGCCUACCUUCCUCAGAUGCUUUCCUAACGCUGAGAGACUGCAUAUUAUGAGCAAAAAAUGUGAUCAGCCCACCACCGGUCACCUCACCCUCAAGUUCUGGCAGGAGUCUGGCCCCAUAGAAAAUGUCACCUCGCGCAUCAACACGAUUAGUAUCCGUGAGUUCAGAGGGGAGCCAGGCGAGGUUGCCUUCCUCAAGUACAUCUUCCAGAGCGCACGGGCGCUGAGCACCGCGGUGGUCGUGAUGGCCAAUCCAAGCUUCGCCCCAUUUUCAACAAAGGAGGCCUACUCCAAAGUGCAGAAGUGCUAUAAAGACAUGGCGAGUGAUUCCUGCAACCAUCUCGUCCUUGAGAGCAACGCCGUUGCAGGAGUUGGGAUUUGGAGGUUUAAAGACGGUGCCGAUUUUUCUUUCCAUGACCCCUUCUCGGUGGCGGAGGUCCGCCGUCCGCUGAACUAAGUGUUGGUGGAGAAGUGGGCAGUGUUUUUUUUGUGUGGUGCAAACUGAAGAGUGAAGUAUGAUCCUUUGACUGUUGCUACUUCCUAGAUGUGCCCUUAGGUUGGUCCGUCUCUGAGGCUUGUGGCUUGAUGAUGUCUGGCGGGAGCUAGAGAUGGCUUAAGCAACUAAUUAACUGGAUUUUGCUCGCCCUGCAAACCUUUGUGGCCAUCUUCUUUCUUAGCAAGGAAGUAUGCUCCUCAAAACAUUUCAUUGUAGCAACGUAUUUCAUUCCUUGAAGUUGCUGGUUGUGCAUCCCGUUGUAUGUGAGAGAGCACUUCUGUCCAGCUGUUUUGUGAUGAUGUACGCUCACUGUAUGAAAUGGUGUGUUCAUCUUCGUUGUA
Molecule: messenger RNA, 2059 nt
Organism: Lolium perenne
Lineage: Eukaryota; Viridiplantae; Streptophyta; Magnoliopsida; Poales; Poaceae
Product: F-box/FBD/LRR-repeat protein At1g13570
Molecular function (GO): protein binding
Source: RefSeq, a predicted model, not a curated record